Molecule: messenger RNA, 816 nt
Organism: Metarhizium acridum CQMa 102
Lineage: Eukaryota; Fungi; Ascomycota; Sordariomycetes; Hypocreales; Clavicipitaceae
Source: RefSeq, a predicted model, not a curated record
AUGUCCAUCCCACCAUGCACGACCGGCACCCAUUCCACCACCGACAUCCCUCCCCCCGUCGAGGAAAAGCCCAAAGAGGACGAUGCCUCGCUAGCCAAAAAGAUUGAUGCGCUCACAACGUCCACGCCGCCGCGGUUGCCAAUCCAGCCGGCCCAAUCGAUACCCACGCCUCCUCCGCCUGCCCCAGAAACGGAUGAUGACGAUGCGAGCCUGGAGAUCCCCGAUGGAAGCACGUGCCGCCGACGAACUUGCGGGCAGAGAUACAAGAAGGGCAGUUCACGAGAGGGCGAGGCAUGCGUCUACCACCCCGGUGUGCCCAUCUUCCACGAGGGCAGCAAGGGGUACUCGUGCUGCAAGAGACGAGUCUUGGAGUUUGACCAGUUCAUGAAGAUUGAAGGGUGCAAGACCAAGGAUAGACACCUAUUCAUUGGCAGUGGCAAGAAGGAGGACGAGAAGACGGGCUCAGCUGGGGAGGAGGUCUUGAGCACAGUUAGGCACGACUUUUACCAAACUGCAACAACCGUCAUCGCCGCAUUUUUCCUCAAGAAAAUCAACAAGGAAAGCGCAAAGGUUCGGUUUCAGGACAGGCAACUUGCUCUCGACUUGGUGACGAGCGAUUCCCCGCCAAAGCGAUAUUCUGCCGACGUGCCCCUCUAUGGACUGAUUGAUACGACCAAGUCGUCGUAUAAGAUCUUGGGGACGAAGCUGGAGGUGACGCUCGUCAAGGCAGAUGGGGCGUCGUGGCCGGUCCUCAGGGGGGAUGAGGCGUUGACGGGUGAAAUUUACCAAGUCGGACGUGCGGGGAUGGCGCAGUAG